Molecule: messenger RNA, 1161 nt
Organism: Laccaria bicolor S238N-H82
Lineage: Eukaryota; Fungi; Basidiomycota; Agaricomycetes; Agaricales; Hydnangiaceae
Exons: 2
Coding region: 1-1161 (386 amino acids)
Biological process (GO): protein phosphorylation
Molecular function (GO): protein kinase activity; ATP binding
Source: RefSeq, a predicted model, not a curated record
AUGUUGACCGACAUUUCUCUCUACCUUGCCGACAGACCUCUACCUCCACCCCUACCCGCCGCUCAAUUCACCACUCUUAGUACCGAUUAUACCGACGACUUUGAAAAAACGCUCAUCGUCCACGCUGAGGAUCCGGAAGUUUACGAUUCGGGGAAUAGACUGAGUGUGUUCUACAAACGCAACAAAGUUGAGGCCAACACCGUCGAAAACCAGAUCUUGGACUGCGACGAUUGGCAAGACAAGGAGGACAAAGUUCUCAAGAUUUUCCAUGACGUUUUUCCGACAAUAUCCGUUUUUUGCCCCACGGUGACGCGCAUCACGGUCGUGACGGUGGAUGGGAAGCUCACCACGAGCCUUAGCGAAGACACCGACGAAAUUACUAUUUACCUCCCUAUUCCUCCCCAUCUUUCGCAUCUACCCACUGUGCCGAUCGCUGAGCUCCGGAAAGUGGAGGCUUUGCACGCCGAUGUCGAUCUGGUGAAGUGGCAGAGCGAGCCCUUCGCUUUCAAAAAGUCUGUCGAAGACCCCGAAGGAACGAUCCAAGAGCUCACCAUCUUGGAUAAGUUGUCGAAUUCGCCUAAUAUCAUAGACGUUACCGGGAUAGUCGUCAAUCAAGACAAAACCAUUCGCGGUUUUUUGAUGCCGUAUAUUCCAGCUGGGAAUCUGAGAGUUUUGUUUGAAAGAAUACGUAAAGAUGAAGGUGUGGCGCACGACCAACUUAUAUUGGACUGGUCAAACAAGCUUAGGUGGGCACUUCAAAUCGUACAAGGAGUUGUCGAUUUGCAUUCCAUCGCAGCAUAUAACGGGGAUUUGAAGCCGGAGAAUAUUGUCGUUGCGCAAGAUGGUCAAGCCAUCCUCAUUGACUUCCUACCCAUGGGCAUCUCCGAUAUGUUUGCGGCGCCAGAGCUCUUAGAAAAAUGGGAUGACCAUGAAAUUGAGUUCAAAUCAAUGUUGACGCCCCAGGCGGAUAUAUAUUCGCUUGGCCUCACCCUUUACGCGCUGACGCAGGAGAACGGAAUGGUUGCACGCCCACCGGUCUGGAGAGAAGGGAGCGCGCCUGCUUGGUAUCAAGGUGUCGUGCAAAGGUGUCUUGAGGUGGACCCGUCUGCCAGGCCAUCUGCUACUGAGGUGUUAUCUCUUCUGCAGAAAGGGUCGUCGUAG